Molecule: messenger RNA, 5081 nt
Organism: Gambusia affinis (western mosquitofish)
Lineage: Eukaryota; Metazoa; Chordata; Actinopteri; Cyprinodontiformes; Poeciliidae
Gene: dipk2ab
Product: divergent protein kinase domain 2Ab
Exons: 5
Coding region: 816-2120 (434 amino acids)
Source: RefSeq, a predicted model, not a curated record
GUCGGCACAGAACCCAUUGUGGUGUGUUGAAGAGGAGUGAGCGGCUGUCUGAGAGAAUGAGAAAAGAAGAAAUUGUGUGAGCACAAAGAGGACUAUUAAAAGGGGGACAGAAAUGAACGUUUAUACACGACACGUCUGCUGCUGCCCCCUGUGAAGAGGGACCUUUACGUCCACUCGGAAAAAGAUCCGGAAAUUGAAGAGUUAAGAGCCCCCACAAAGCCAAAUGUUUAUUUCAGCAGCUAGCAGGCUAGCUCUUCGGCUAGAUGUGUGUAACUGAGCUGAAAACUGGAAGUCCGUGUGGAGUCGUCGAGCUCUGGAGAAGCGGCUUUUCCGUGAAGAGAUAAGCGUUGGCUUAGAUUUUUUUUUAAGCACCGUACGCUCGACUCGAAAGUAGGCGCAACUUUAAAGAAUGAUUCCAGCUGAGUGAGCUCUGACCAUUUCACUAUUACUUCACAGCCAGAAGAGCGGAGAAGUCUAUCAGGCGUCUCUCAGAACUGCUGCUCCCUGGCUGCGCUCAAACCUCGUCUUUUAAAAAUCUCAGCUGCUUCGAUCUGAGAGGAGAAUCCAAGGAGCCUGUUGACACGUCCGCUAAUGAACUGCUGGCUCCCAGACUCCAGGAAGAGAAAACAUGACGCACUCACCACUGCCAGAGAGCGGCAGUGGGCAGAUGUGCCAACCGUGCCACCGCCAUCAGCUUUAGAAGUUUCCACUGCACCAUGACAGAUAAUCAUUAAGGUUUAUUCCCUGACAUUUGACUAGAUACCCUUCCUGCUUCCCCAUCCCUUGGUACCCAACCAUCCCCACCCGUUCCCAACAUGCUGCGGUUCCUGCCUCUCAAACUGGGCCGACUGUACCGCUGUCUGAAGCUGCUGUUAGUGCUGGGUUUGUCCGUCAUCUUGUUGAUGAACACUCACAACCUGUUUGCCUCCUUUCAGAAGAAUGAACUGACUGACAGACGAUUCAUUAACCUCAACAAGUGUCCCGCCUGCUUCGGCACCAGUUGGUGCCGCAAGUUCAUGAACGGUCAGGUUUCCUUUGAGACCUGGGGUCGCCUGAGGUUUCUAGACGUCUUCAAUGUCAAAAAUGUUUACUUCGCACAGUACGGAGAGCCCAGGGAGGGAACGCGACGCGUGGUGCUCAAGCGGCUUGGCUCCAACCAGGAGCUGGCCGAAAUAGACCAGAAAAUCUGCAAGAGGGCAACAGGCAGACCACGCUGUGACCUCAUCCAGGCCAUGUACAAGACUGAGUUUGCCCGGAUCAACGGGGAUGUUCGCUUGCUCACCCCAGGCGUGGUGGAGGGCUGGUCGGACCUUGUGCAUUGUCCCUCACAGAGGUUGUUGGACCGUGUGGUCCGAAGAUAUGCUGAAACUAAAGACUCGGGCAGCUUCCUGCUAAAGAACUUGAAAGACACGGAGAGAAUGCAGCUGUUGAUGACUUUGGCAUUCAACCCAGAACCACUUGUACUGCAGAGCUUUCCAUCGGAUGAAGGGUGGCCGUUCGCCAAGUACCUGGGAGCGUGUGGGCGCAUGGUAGCUGUCAACUACGUGGGCGAGGAGCUGUGGAGCUUCUACAAUGCGCCGUGGGAGAAGAGGGUUGACCUGGCGCGGCAGCUGAUGGACAUUGCCGAGCAGCUCACCAACAAUGACUUUGACUUUGCCCUGUACCUGCUGGAUGUCAGUUUUGAUAACUUUGCAGUCGGCCCUCGGGAUGGAAAAGUCAUCAUAGUUGACGCUGAAAACGUCCUGGUAGCAGACAAAAGACAGAUAAAGCAAGACAAGCCGGAGAACUACGACGUGUGGUAUGAGAGCCGCUUCGAGGAGUGUGACAGGGAGGCCUGCCUUUCUUUCUCCAAGGAGGCCCUCUGUUCCCGGGUCACUGUGGACCACAACUAUUAUGCCGUGUGCCAUAACUUACUGUCUCAGUACGCCACGUGGCGGGGAACCACCGGCGGCCUCCUUCACGACCCGCCCGCUCACAUAGCCAAAGAUGGACAACUUGAGGCUUUGUUGGACGAGUGCACCAAACCUAAAAAGCGCUACGGCCGCUUUCAGGCGGCCAAGGAACUGCGUGAAUACCUCACACGGCUAUCUGCCGCAUCCUCCUCUGCCAUGGCAAGGUAAUGCAUGGGGUCGGCGUUAGCCCAACGCUUUGAGACAUGAUUUUGUACUCUUUAUCUCUGGACUCUUGAGAUAUCAGUUCUUGUUCAUGAUGUCAUUUGCUCCCUUUGCGCAUUGGAGCAAGAAGAAGGUGUUCGAAUCAAACUUUGUUAAAGCCCUAGCUUUUACAUUGACUUUUUUUGCUUUGUUUUAGAGGAUUGUGGCACUGCAAAAAAAAACAAAUAAAAAAACAAAACAAACAAACAAAAAAAAAACUACCUGAGCCAAGAGAGCAAGGUUACAGGGUUAACCUGUUGGCUCUCAGGGUGGGCUACCACCUCUGGAGCAGAAAUAAGGAAGGGCUCCGGUAAGCGCAUCCAUCAUUGGAGCCAGGCUAACGCAAACCAACAGUAACCAAGCAACAGCAGCAGUAACAUCACACAGCCCAGAUGAUGAUUAUUUUCCUUUUUAUGCCUCAGUUUCUUUUUUUUUUUUCCAUACCAUUAAAAACCUUAACAUCUGUUUUAGUCAUACUUCUCAGUUUUAUUUCAUUCCUAGAAGGGUUGAUUCUGUUUUGCAGAGCUGAAUUGUAGUCAUUUGAGCCAUGGUUAUUUUUUGCUGUGUUGUGGCUCUUUAUUUUCUGUAGCAAUGCUGCCUGGAAGGUGGAAGUAGCAUGAAUCACCUGCUGCAGGAUGGCAGGAAAGGCCAAGGGAGAAAAGGUAAAAAAAAAGAAAAGAAAAGGAAAAAAAAAAAGAAGAAAAAAAGUGAGUUAGAAAGUUUUGGAUGUCAGAGGACAUAUAAUACAAAAAAAAAAAAAAACUUGACAGCUACUCGUUAUGUACAGGUACAUCUCAAUGAUCAUCAGAAAUAAUCAAAAAGUCAAUUUAUUUCAGUAAUACAGUUUAAAAAGAUAAAUGUGUAUAUGUAUUCAUAACACACAGGGCAAAAUCUUUCAAUUUUCUAUUUCUUUUAAAUUUGAUUAUUAUGGCUUAUAGCUGAUAAAAAUUUAAAAUAUAUUUUUUCUGAUUAUAAAAUUAGACUGAAAAUAAAUAAUCAUGUGUGACAUAUUUGCUUCACACAUUUCAAUAAAGCUCUUUAUUAAAGAAGGGACUUAAGAAGUGACUAUUCAAGAUGACACUUGAAUAGUCUUUCCUUGACAAUUCCUUUGUUUCCCUUAAACCUUUUUUUUCCAUCCACUAAACUUUCCAUUUCAUUUAUGUGUCUGGUAACGGCACUCUAUAAAUAGCCAGUUUUUUUUUUUUUUUUAGCAAUGCCUUUUUGAGGCAUACCCAACACAAAGUGUUUGUUUAAAUACGUAACAGAAAAGACAAAAACAAAUGCUGCUUAUUGGUGUUACAUUAGGACUGCAAGCGUUUGGGAAAGCAUGCAGCAUUAGUUGCAUUUUGGUGAAUAUUGCAAGGACAGUCUGACUUGCAAUAUACAAGAACAAUAUGACUUACAAGUCUGAGAUAUACUGUGAAGCCCAGGUAGCAUUGAAUUUUAAAAAUAUAGUUAUAGAUUAGUUUUCUUUAGCUAUAAGCCAUAAUGAUCUAAGUGAACUCAAAUAAGUGGUCGAAUUAUAAACUGUGUGUAAAGAAACCUUAAUUGCCUUUAAUUGAAUUACUGAAAGAAACCAACUUUUUGAUGAUAUUCAAUUUUAUUGAGAUGCAUCUUUUUUGUUGUUUUCCAAUCAUUCAGGUUUCAGGAUUGUGGCAAUCAUUGUGUUUUCUGUUUUUUUUUGUGUGGAUUAUUAUUUUCUGUUUAGUAGGAAUCAGAAAUGGUGAGACAGCUGCUCAUAGGAAAAGGAAGGCGAUAAUUGGACUGUGGCAGUCCGUUAAUGCAGAUGUGCGAUACCAAAGAGGCUACUGGUAAUAAGAGACCACACCUUUCCUAACGCUUGGUCCACAUUGAAGAACUGAUCGAGUACUGAUAUUCUUUCCCCUAAACAAUGAUCAGCCAUAUCUGUUUUGAACGAUCCUCUUUACUUUGUCAGCCUCCAGCAGAAUUGAUAAAUGAUUUGUUGAACACUUUUCCCUCCAUCAGUGUUAUAAAACCACUUAAUUUAAAAGAGAAAAUGAAGUAAUUCUGAAAGAACCGGAACACAUGAUUAAUCCCCAUUCUAUUUUCCCUUCUUUGUCUUGAUUUGAUGAAUUAAUUCUAUUGUCAGAGUUCUCCAAGUGCUGCUCGAUGCAAUAACCUCUGUCAGGUCAGUGGUAUAGGAAAAGGGAAUGGAGAUAUCUUUAAAAUUACUUUCUUGCUCCAGAAACGACUUCCAGACUUGCACUUUCUAAAUUUGCAGCCCAGAAAUCUCUGCGUUAAAUAUUUAAACGCUCUUCACCACUUAGAGGUUGGGGAUGAUUUUACACUCAGUGGACCAACAAAUUAAAAGCAUAAUCACAAAUACUGGCUCAUUUUGCUCUUGGUUUAUAGGAUACAUUACUCAGCGUAACUUGGUUUAAAAAGGAGAAGAAAAAUCUGCCUCAAAGUCCCAUUUUUUUUUUGUAAGUUUUGAUAUUAUGAGUAGGAUCCUAAAAUACCCAGUGAAGGUUUGUUUAAUGCAGACUAUAAAAAGUUGGGAUAAUAAACAAAUGAAUUCUUCAUUUGAUAAAACUGAUAUGACUCUUGCCAGCUAGGAAAAGCAAUAAAGACAAGUUUGGCUUACGGAUUUGGUUUUUUUUUCUCUCUCUCUCUCUCUCUCUCGCUUUCUUUUGUUUCAACUCCAUCAUUUGUUGUGACAGAUGUUUGUUUACCCAUGUGUCGGAUAUAUUUAACUAUGGAGGACGUUGAACCUAGAGGGAUUUGUUCAUGUGUAACUAACUGUCCACUUUUGUACUGUAAUUUUCUUUUAAGUAUUAUAUCAGCGUUGUCUGAUUUUUUCCUGUGCCUUUCAUUCAAAAGUUGUAUUUACAACUUUUAGUGGAUUUAAAUAUUAAAAUAAAUGAAGAUAUAUAUAUAUAAAUAUAUAUAUAUAUAGAUAUAAAUAUA